AAUCCGGUGCCGCGCAAGCACAUUUCAAUUUUUUGUCGGAGUGAAAGAACAAACAAAAAAAAUACAUAAAAUAAAAAAGAUAGAAUAGAGAGAGAGUGAUAAUAAGUUAGUUAGUACACCUGUUGCUAUCGGUUCGUGAUAAGGGAUAUCAGUCGUAGGGCAUUAGUCGGUGCAGAAACACAUGUUAAUAUGCCGUCCACGGAGAACACAACUUUGGACCGCAUCCAGCGCGAGAUCAUGGAUGUUAUAGAGCGCGAGAAGGAGUUGAGGAAUUUGUACAGUAACGGCAACAAUAUUACUAACAACAGCAACAACAACAACAACAAUGUAAACGGCGAUGGUGGAGGAGAGGAAGUGAAGAAGAACGGAAGUGAGCAGGUGGGCAACGGUCACGCGCCCUCGGCCAGCUCGAAUCCGGUGGAGCAGCAAAAACCAGUCCUGGGGGUGCGGCGAUUCGCGCAGAACGGCAACGCCAAGGGCGUCAUGCAAAAGUUCAUCAGGUCCAGGGGAAAGUUGGGCAUAAUGAACACGUUCAAGCAGCACGCGAGUAAGUCGUUCUCUGCGCCUUUGUCGCACUCCCUGACGAUGACCUCCACGUCCUCGCAUGACUUUUCCCCGCUCAAAGUCACCACGGAUUCCAGCAAAAGGAUACGCAACGGGUACGUGCCCAUCGAGGAGCGGAUGCGAAAGGAAAUCCAGGAGGCGCACUCCAGGGAGCAGGAGCUGCGCACGAUGCGUCGGAAAUCGAACCCCGAUUUCGCCGCCUUGAUCGACCUGGACAUGAUGGAGCAGCCGAAGAUGGGAGCACUCAGAGCGACCAAAUCCAUGGCACAGCUAAACGCAUCCACAGAAACCCUGGAUGAACCCUUCCCAACAUCAACAACUACCAACAACACCACCACCCUUAAAUCGGCAAAAUCCCUGGCGGAACUCUGCGACGCCGACGAGGAGGACAUCAUCAGGCCUCAAUCGCUGAUCAUGCAGUUCGAGCAGAUGAUCAUCAAAAACCAGCAGGCCCGCACCUAAGUCCACUGACCACGUGAUACCACUUCAAAACAAAAUUUAAAAAAAAAACACAACUAAUCACCAGCCAGCUUAGCACGUACGCUAAUCUAAAAACACAGUGAUUCCUAUUUAUUUUACUAUUUAUUUGAAUAUUAAUUUUUAAGUACAAAAAAAAAACCGCACUUCGUGAGCACUGCAAAAAAAACAAAAACGCAAGAGGAAUUUCCAUACAAUUCAAACGUGAAAGUAAGUUUCGUUCAGUAUCUCCAUCAAAACUUGCAUUCCUUCAAAUGCGAAUUGAAUGGAAAAUCUUCUUUGGGCGGCUCUGCUCCAAAUAUUUUUUUUUAUUUCGACAAUUGAAACGUUCAAGCUAAACAAGUUUUAAAAACUGGAAGAGCUAAAAUAAUUUUAAUUAAAAAAAAACACUAGUCUUAGUUACUUUAUCAGCAUAAUAUUAUUGUUAGGUUUAAGUAAUACUAUGUAUGGUUUAAGGUUUUUAUUAAAUAAAAAUAUAUAUAUAUAUAGAAAAAAUAAAUGAAUAACAUGAAUUC
This is a messenger RNA of Nicrophorus vespilloides, 1556 nucleotides long. RefSeq lists its product as uncharacterized. Bases 190 to 1026 code for a protein of 278 amino acids. Lineage: Eukaryota; Metazoa; Arthropoda; Insecta; Coleoptera; Silphidae. The record is from RefSeq and is a predicted model, not a curated record. The transcript has 2 exons.